Trichoderma asperellum CBS 433.97 is the source of this 334-nucleotide messenger RNA. Lineage: Eukaryota; Fungi; Ascomycota; Sordariomycetes; Hypocreales; Hypocreaceae. The record is from RefSeq and is a predicted model, not a curated record.
AUGCUGGUAGAAGAGCCAACAAACCACCAGUGACGUGCCAUCCACUAAGCAUCGAGUGGCAUGGCAUGGUUCCGUUGCCUUGCACAGUCCUCACUCAGUCAGGCUUUUUUCUCUCUCUUGCAAAUAUACUUUAGUAAGGCACAGUAUAUUGAAUCCUUCCUGCUAACCGCCACACGCAAAAAAGCAAAUACAUACUUAUCUACUGUAGCAAACAGGGUAGGCUUAAAAGGUGUGUGUGUCUGUGUGCAUGUGUAUGUAUGUCACUGGGCAAAAGUCCCGAGGAAACAAGACUAAAAACUACUAUAUAAACAAACUUCCGAAAGGAACAAGAAAA